Carya illinoinensis is the source of this 2529-nucleotide messenger RNA. RefSeq names its product exocyst complex component EXO70A1-like. The record is from RefSeq and is a predicted model, not a curated record. NCBI's taxonomy places the organism in Eukaryota, Viridiplantae, Streptophyta, Magnoliopsida, Fagales, Juglandaceae. The transcript has a single exon. Gene Ontology annotation, cellular component: exocyst. Gene Ontology annotation, biological process: exocytosis. The coding region runs from base 274 to 2406 and encodes 710 amino acids. Gene Ontology annotation, molecular function: phosphatidylinositol-4,5-bisphosphate binding.
UUGAGAUCUGAAAAAGGACCAAAGACAGCCCACUUCGUAAGAUUACAGUUUCGGCAAUGAAACUUGGAAGCCUUACUUAGGUGGCUUGCGGGUUCUUCCAUGUUUGUUUUGAAAGUAAAGGUUUGGUUUGAAUAUGGUAGAAGCGUUCUCCUUUUACUUUGUUUGGUGAGUUUGGUGAAAAAAAGUAGAAUGGAUGAUAAAAAAUAAAGAGUGAAAAAUCCUCAUUAAUUAGCAGAAAUUGUUGGGUUCAUUCUAAGAAAAAUUCUUUGGGCAAUGGCCGAGGAGGUAAUGGACAAUAUGGAGGGUCUUGUUACUGCUAGGCAGCUGUUGAAGACUAACAUAGAGAAAUCACGAGCUUUUGCUUCUGCACUGGACGAGAUGGGGCCGAGACUGGAAAAGAUUAACCGAAGAUUGCCAUCUUGGGAAGCUGCAGCAAGAUCCAUCGCUGUGCAAAAAUCUGCAUUUUCUGCAAGCAAAGAACACAUUGGUCAUGCUUUAGGACCUGUUUCUGCAGUUCUGAAGGUCUUUUAUACCGCUCGUGAGCUUAAGAUGUCACUUGUGUCUGAUCCAUGUUCUGAUCUCUUCAACUACCUUUUAGUCAUGAAAAGGCUUGAAGAAGUAUUGAGGUUUCUUGCUGAUAAUUGCCGGUUGGCAAUUAUGUGGUUGGAGGGCAUUAAUGAACUCGUGGAGAAAGAUGCCGCAGUCACCAAUGAAAAGUACCUAGCUGUUGUGAAGAAAUCCUUGAGAAUUCUACAAGAGUUGCAGGCCAAUGAGGAACGUGACCUUCUUGGUGGAGGGCUUCUUGGUGCUGCUUUAGAAAAACUUGGAAUUGAAUUCAAGCGACUUCUGACAGAAAGGAGUGCUCCUCUUAAUUUGGCUUCUCUAGCAACCCUCACCGUGGAGCCAGCCUCCAGUACCAUUGCAUCAUCAUCUUUGCCAUUGCCGGUCAUGGACAAAUUGCAGGCAAUUAUUGAAAGAUUAAAUUCCAACAACAAACUUGAGAUGUGCAUAUCGGUGUAUGUUGAUGCUCGGAGUUCCAAUGCUAAACGAAGCCUUCAAACUCUUGGUUUGGAUUACCUUGAGAUGCGUAUCUCAAAAUUUGAUGAUGUGCAGCAUCUAGAGGGUUACAUCGAUCAAUGGAAGAAGCAUUUGGUGUUGGCUGUGAAGCAUCUUUUUCAGCUCGAGUAUAGACUCUGCAAUGAUGUUUUCAAAAAGAUAGGAUCAAAUGUUGCAAUGAGGUGCUUUGCAAAGAUCGCUGCUCAGUCCGGAAUCCAUGCUUUUCUCCAAUUCGGGAAACAUGUGACAGAAUGUAAGAAGGAUCCGAUUAAACUCUUGAAGCUAUUGGACAUGUUUGCUUCUUUGAACAAUCUGAGAUUGGAUUUCAACCUGCUUUUCAGUGGAGAAAACUGCGCUGAAAUCCAGAAUUCUACAAGGGAUCUUGUCAAAAGGAUUGUCAAUGGUGCCUGUGAGAUUUUCUGGCAACUUCCUCUUCAAUUGGAGCUGCAAAGGCGAAGUUCUCCUCCUUCAGAUGGCAGUGUUCCAAGACUGGUGAACUUCAUAACUCAGUACUGUAAUCAGCUGCUUGGUGAUGAUUACAGCCCCAUCUUGACCCAGGUACUCAAGAUCCAUCAGAGCUGGAAACAAGAGAGUUAUGGAGAGGAUCUAAUUUCCAAUCAGGUUUUGGUCAUAAUGAAGGAAAUUGGGCUAAAUUUAGAUGGAUGGUCGAAGGUCUAUGAGGAUAUAUCCUUGUCCUACCUCUUCAUGAUGAACAAUCACUUCCAUUUAUGCAACAUGAAAGGCACGAAGCUCGGGGACAUGAUGGGAGACUCUUGGCUAACAGGACAUGAGCAGUAUACAGAUUAUUAUGCAGAACUUUACUUGAGGGAGAGCUGGAGCAAGCUUCUAGCACUUCUCAACCAAAAGAGUAUGACUACAUUGGCUGGUCAAGAUUCAGUUAUGGAAAGGCUGAAAGCAUUUAAUGAGGCUUUUGAUGAUAUAUAUAAGAAGCAAUCUAACAGGAUCAUCUGCGACGAGAAGUUGAGGGAGAAAGUGUGUGAACACUUAGUGCAAGCUAUUCUACCUGUUUAUAGCAGUUACAUGCAAGAUCACAUGACUUUUGAUGAACAAGAUGGUGCAUCCAGCAAUUAUGUGAAAUACAGUGUGCAAAGUCUGGAGAAAAUGCUCAGCUCUAUGUUCCAGCCAAAGUUAAGCAAAUACAACAGCACUGAACAAAAAAGGAACUUGAUGGGUAAUGUGGAUUACCCUGAAUGGAAAUUGCAGAAUAUGCUGAGCUGUCUGUUCCGGCAAAGGUUAGGGAAUCACGGCAGCAGCAGGCAAGCACACCUGAGCGCCAAGAUAAAAAGUUUUGUGGCCAACCAGUUCCGAUUGACUCUUACUACCAUUUGAACUGUUUAUAUAUGUCAUUAUUAAGUAAGAGAAGAAAGAACAGAGUGCUGUAUCCUCUUUAAUGUGUAUGAAAUACCUAACGUUCCGCCAUGAAAGUAAUAAAAAAAGUUGAAUUACAACUCU